AUGGAGGACGCGCAGGCCUACGCCGACUACCCGCUAAACUGCUCGUGGCCGGACGAGGCGGGGCUCAACGCCAGCGGCGACAUCGGCGGCUACUAUGGCGAAGACUGCGUGUGGCCGCCGCCACCGCGCCCCUACCAGCUGCACUGGACCAUCAAGCUCGCCUGGAGCCUCCUAUACGGACUCAUGCUAUCCGUCGCCACCGUCGGAAACUCCACUGUCAUCUGGAUCGUACUCGCGCACCGGCGCAUGCGCACGGUGACCAACUACUUCCUGGUGAACCUGAGCGUGGCCGACCUGCUGAUGGCGCUGCUCAACUGCGCCUUCAACUUCGCCUUCAUGCUCAACUCGGACUGGCCGUUCGGCGGCGUCUACUGCUCGGCCAGCAACUUCGUGGCAAACGUCACAGUCGCGUCCAGCGCCUUCACGCUCGCCGCCAUCUCUCUCGACAGGUACAUGGCGAUCGUACGACCGCUGCAGCACCGCAUGACACGCCGGAGGGCGCUCCUGGCGCUUCUGGCGGUGUGGGUGGCAAGCGCGGCGCUCGCUGGACCUUGCCUCGUCUUCUCCACCACCGUCACCAGAACGUAUGCUGGUGGUGAGGAGUCACGGAUAUGCUUCCUGGAGUGGCCGGACGGACACUACCCACAGUCUCUCACCGACUACGUGUACAACGUGGUGUUCCUGUGCGUGACGUACCUGGUGCCUGUGACGGCGAUGGCCGUGUGUUACGGCCUGAUGGGGCGCGAGCUGUGGGGGGACCGCGGCAUCGGCGAGAAGACGGCGCGGCAGCAAGAAGCCGUCCGCUCCAAGAGGAAGGUGGUGCGCAUGCUGGUGCUGGUGGUGGCCAUCUUCGCGAGCUGCUGGUUGCCCUACCACGCCUACUUCAUCUACGCCUACCACGACCCAGCUGUCGCCUCCAGCUGGUACGUGCAGCACCUCUACCUCGGCUUCUACUGGCUCGCUAUGGCCAACGCCGGUGUCAACCCUGCCAUCUACUACUGGAUGAACAACCGGUUCCGGCUGUACUUCCAGCGCGCCCUGUGCCGGCUGUGCUGCAGCUGCGCGACAGCCUCCAAGCAGCGGGAGGCGCAGAUGGGCCUCACCUACUUCCGCAACACGCCGCACAGUAACUCAGAGACCACUAGGCGCAUGCGCGCCAAUGAGGAGGGCGGAUGACAACGUGCUGCAGG
Schistocerca nitens (vagrant locust) is the source of this 1190-nucleotide messenger RNA. RefSeq names its product tachykinin-like peptides receptor 86C. The record is from RefSeq and is a predicted model, not a curated record. Lineage: Eukaryota; Metazoa; Arthropoda; Insecta; Orthoptera; Acrididae. Bases 1 to 1176 code for a protein of 391 amino acids. Gene Ontology annotation, cellular component: plasma membrane. Gene Ontology annotation, molecular function: tachykinin receptor activity; neuropeptide Y receptor activity. Gene Ontology annotation, biological process: G protein-coupled receptor signaling pathway. The transcript has 8 exons.